Molecule: messenger RNA, 333 nt
Organism: Rasamsonia emersonii CBS 393.64
Lineage: Eukaryota; Fungi; Ascomycota; Eurotiomycetes; Eurotiales; Trichocomaceae
Exons: 2
Coding region: 1-333 (110 amino acids)
Source: RefSeq, a predicted model, not a curated record
AUGGCUCGCACACUGUCUCCGCAAUCAGUCGUCACCUCUUUCGUGCGAUGGAUCCGCCUCAAGAAUUACCAGUAUGAAGUCACAUUUGCACUGUACAUGCUCACGCCGACAGAGAAGUUAAUCUUCACCGCAUACAUCUACCUCCCCGAUCACGUCGCUGCCAUCUACGGCCGCAUCCGCUACUACCUGGCGGGGGACACUUCGCUCAUUUCCGAAUAUAUUCCAACAGCGAGUUCCAUCCUUAAAAGUAGCGGCACCAGCAGCCUCGGGGUUGUUUACGAGACGGCCAGAGGCUCUCCCACGACGGCUGUGAAGACCAUUGCAGAGCUGUGA